Messenger RNA from Phragmites australis (common reed), 1640 nucleotides. Its product is annotated as LOB domain-containing protein CRL1-like. Gene Ontology annotation, biological process: positive regulation of DNA-templated transcription; hormone-mediated signaling pathway. Bases 100 to 771 code for a protein of 223 amino acids. The transcript has 2 exons. Gene Ontology annotation, cellular component: nucleus. NCBI's taxonomy places the organism in Eukaryota, Viridiplantae, Streptophyta, Magnoliopsida, Poales, Poaceae. The record is from RefSeq and is a predicted model, not a curated record.
UUCGCCGUGUGACAGGCAAGAAACGCGCGCGCAGAAACCGCCGUGCUCGACUCGAUCUCGCCGAGUGACCAGUGAUCGCAGUACGUGCUGGCGGCCGGGAUGACGGGGUUCGGGUCGCCGUGCGGGGCGUGCAAGUUCCUGCGGCGCAAGUGCGCGCGCGGGUGCGUGUUCGCGCCCUACUUCUGCCACGAGCAGGGCGCGGCGCACUUCGCGGCGAUCCACAAGGUGUUCGGCGCCAGCAACGUGUCCAAGCUCCUCGCGCACCUGCCGCUCGCCGACCGCCCCGAGGCCGCCGGCACCAUCUCCUACGAGGCGCAGGCGCGACUCCGCGACCCCAUCUACGGCUGCGUCGCCCACAUCUUCGCGCUCCAGCAGCAGGUGAUGACCCUGCAGGCGCAGCUGGCGUCGCUCAAGGCGCAGGCGGCGCAGGGGCAAGGCGUGCACGAGGACGCCGAGGGCUACAUGGGCAGCGCGGCAGAGCAGCUCGGGUACGGCUACCCCUGGUGCAACAGCAAUGGAGGAGGGGGUCCCGUGGGGGCGCCGGCCGCGCAGCUGUGCGCGUACAGCAAUGUCGGCCACGAGUCCUUGACCGCCAUGCUGGGGUCGGACAACAUGCAGCAGUCGCUGUACGACGCGUUCGAGCAGGUGGGCGUGGCCGACGACGGCUCGUCGUUUGGGGCGGAGGAGAGCGGGUGGAGGUCGUCAUCAGGGUACCAAGACUGCGAGGACCUGCAGAGCGUGGCUUACGCUUACCUGAAUCAUCGCUCGUAAGAACUGGAAAUUACUAGUGCAGAAGAUAUAUCACAAGAGAAUAUAUAUAUGUCCUCAAUUCUGAUCAUGUUUUGGACAUGAGCUUGGGUAAUAUAUGUGCGAUUUUCAAAGUGUCGAUCCAUCGGUCGAUGAAUCUCUUGCUAGAAAUAAUUCAGAAGCAUCAUGCAUGUGGGAGUUCAUUGAUAUAUAGAUCUACCGAUCAGUGUAGAAAGUAGAAACCUACUUAAUUAGACAAAAAAUUAUCCUUGGUAUGAGUAUUCUUCUAUUUCUGUUGGUUUGGAGUUGUGCUUAUUUCUUCUCCAGUUCUCUUUCUAACUGAGGCAGUCUAUAGAUAAGGUUAGAUUUGUCAUGCCGGAAAAUGUACUGCAAGGAAUAUAGAAGGCAACAUUGGGAGACAGCUGAUGGAUUCAUUGCCACACACAUGGAAAAUCCAAUCAGCCUACUAUUUUGGUUGACUCCUUUUACUGAAACUCUUGCUGAUGGGACACAUCUUCUAUAUGGCUAGAGGAUAGAGCCUUUUGUCUUAAAGAGAAUCCUAUCUGUGGAUUUAUUAUCCCUACUUAAUUAAUUCAAGUAACCUAAUUGUAAACAUGCAAUUGAUAUACUUGUAGAAUGCUAAAUCAUGACCAGCUUCAUCCUUGAAAAGGGUAUAAUUAGUAUAAGUACUGUCUAAUAAGUAAGCCUUUUCCAGGACUAUAUCUGAUAGAAACUUUUUUCGAGGUUUUCCUUGUACACAUAUCUUGUUAGAAGUUUCCAACAUGCAUGUAGAGGCAUAUUCGAGUUAGAUAGCUACGUGAUUCACCUUAAUUAUUUACAUUCAUACACUGCCAUUUGAUCCUUCUAAGGGUAACAAUGAACAUAACUGUAAG